This is a messenger RNA of Theileria equi strain WA, 702 nucleotides long. RefSeq lists its product as hypothetical. The transcript has a single exon. NCBI's taxonomy places the organism in Eukaryota, Apicomplexa, Aconoidasida, Piroplasmida, Theileriidae. Bases 1 to 702 code for a protein of 233 amino acids. The record is from RefSeq and is a predicted model, not a curated record.
AUGUCAUCUUCCAGAGUAUUUGAGGCUAUCGGCAAGGAUGAUGCCUAUUUUGAGCUCAAAUCAAGACUAUACGAUGAUUUUAACUCGGAGGAUUCGGAGGGAAAGGCUUAUAGUCACGUACUCAAUGGAGUAAUUGAUGUUCUGAAGAGAGCGGACAGCAUAGACCACAAUGUGGAUAUAAACAGCGAAUGUAAGAUCCUAAUAGAAGAUGUAGCUACGAGCGGAUUGUGUAGAUACCCCUGGGAAGUUGUCAAACUGCUUCUGUUGGUUAUUUGGGGCCACGUCUUUGACGAAGUGCGUGAGUAUGAAAAUGCCAAUAAUGAAGAAGAGGACGACUUUGAAAGGUAUGAGCAUGAGAAACGCGAGUCAUUGGCUCGCCUCUUAGAGUUCGACCUUCCUCCAUUUACACUUCAAAGGCUCUGCGAAAUACCACUCAACCAGCCAUACAGAGCACUGCAUAAGAUAUUCAACGCAUAUCGCAAACUCUUCAACGUGAGAAAUAUAGAGUAUGAACCAGUAUGUAUACCAAAAUUUGUAAAACUUGAAGAUUUUAAACUGAACAAGGUGUACUCUAACCUAGACAAAUGGGAUGAACAACUUGAAACAUCCUUUAGACCACAAUGGUCGCAAGAUAUAUGGAUAGAUUGUUCAAGUGACGAUUCUUCGAGUGACUACCUUGAAAAAAGAUCAAUAGACGAGUAA